This is a messenger RNA of Elaeis guineensis (African oil palm), 1979 nucleotides long. The record is from RefSeq and is a predicted model, not a curated record. NCBI's taxonomy places the organism in Eukaryota, Viridiplantae, Streptophyta, Magnoliopsida, Arecales, Arecaceae.
AUGGAAGAGGCCUUUGUCAAUGAUACUCCUGUCGGUUUAGCCUCGGUGGGACCCAGCAAGGAGUACCAUCUAAGGCGAGAAGAGAAAAGAUACCAAUGCUCUCGAUCCCCACCCCCGAGGUGGAAUAAUGGAGGUCAAUAUCAUCGAUCUCGUAGUCCUUCAAGAAGGAUUCAGCUAUCAUCAUCUCCUGGGCAGUAUAAUAACUACAUACCCCCGAAUGUUUUUCGAAGAGAGCGAGCCAAAGUCUCACAGCCUAUCGAGCAGACGCUAGAAGGAAGUUUUUUUUUCUUCUUUUCUCCAACGCUGGUGAAUUCUCGUGAGCAUUUCACCUCCAUGUCUCCUAACCAGAUCCAAUAUCCAAGCUUUUUCUCACCAGAGACCGGCAUCUAUACCAGCAAGCACCCCCCAAGAGACCUUCCCCAGAACCCAUUCCAGGACUUGGUGUCCUUCCUCUUCUCCCAUGGCCACCAAGGUGCCACAGCCCUGGUCGACUCCGUGUCCGGGCUCUCCAUAUCCUAUCCCAAGCUUCGCGACAUGGUCGAGUCCAUGGCCUCUGGCCUCGACCACAUCGGCAUCUCCAGCGGCCAUGUGGUUCUGGUUCUGUUGCCCAAUACCAUUCUCUUCCCUGUUAUAAUACUGGGCGUUAUGUCCGUAGGCGCCAUUUUUACUACGAUGAAUCCUUUGUGCAAGCCCGGGGAGAUUAAGAAACAGAUGAGCAUUUCCAAGGCUGAAUUGGUCUUCACCUUCUCUGAAAACGUGGGAAAGUUUGAUGGACUGGGUGUUCGGGUAGUCACAGUACCCGAAAGAUUGGAUUUUGAUGCAACAGAAUUCUCUAGCUUCGGUCAUCUUCUUUCGAGGGAUCCGAAACAAGCACCAAAGCCUCUAAUUCGGCAGACCGACGUCGCUGCGAUACUGUUUUCUUCAGGCACUUCUGGACCCAGCAAAGGAGUCGUCAUCACGCACGCAAAUUUCGUCGCAAUGGUGGAGCUCUUUACCCGGUUCGAUGCUUCGCAGUAUAAUACCGAGAGUUGGAAGAAUGUGUACCUUGCUGCCGUACCUAUGUUUCAUGUCUACGGUCUGUCGCUCUUCACAAUGGGGCUCCUUUCCUUGGGUUCCACAGUUGUGGUUUUGCGGAGGUUCGAUCCGAAGGAAGCAAUUAGAGUUAUCGAUAGAUACAAGGUCUCUCAUUUCCCGGCUGUCCCACCAAUGUUGGCAGCUCUUGUGAUGGGAGUUAAAGAUUCCAGUGGCUGUAAUUUGAGGUCUUUGAGACAGGUCUCUUGUGGGGCAGCUCCUAUUAGUGAAAAUUUGAUACAGAACUUCCUAGAAGCCUUUCCUCAUGUUGAUUUCAUUCAGGGAUAUGGGAUGACUGAGUCUACUGCAGUAGGAACUCGUGGUUUCAAUACAGCAGAUUGUAAAAAGUAUACUUCGGUAGGACUGUUAGCUCCAAACACGGAAGCCAAAAUAGUUGAUUUGAAAACUGGAUCUGGUUUGCCUCCGGAAUGCAGGGGUGAGCUUUGGCUACGUGGACCGGGUAUCAUGCAAGGUAACACUUUUAAGACGUGGGUAUUGUUCAAGUACAGGUUGAAGCAUUUGGAGCUAGAUUUGAAAAAGAUAGCUCCAGCUGACUUAGAGGCCCUACUGAUUUGCCACCCUGAGAUUCUUGAUGUUGCAGUGACAUCUGCUGAAGAUGAAGAGGCUGGGGAGAUACCGGUUGCAUUUGUGGUUAGGAGACCUGGAGGCAUGCUUUCUUCUUCAGAAGUAAUUGAAUACAUAGCUAAGCAGGUAGCUCCAUAUAAGAAGGUGAGGAAGGUCGUAUUUGUGGACUCAAUUCCCAAGUCAGCAGCAGGAAAGGUAUUGAGAAGGCUUCUGAGGAACUACCAUGGGGCUUCCAAGAUGUAAUGCUAGCACCAAGCCUAGCUUCUAACUAUGAAACUUUUUGUUACAGUUAUAUCUUUCUGGUAGGGGUCUGCCAGAGAAAA